Salvelinus sp. IW2-2015 is the source of this 759-nucleotide messenger RNA. The record is from RefSeq and is a predicted model, not a curated record. NCBI's taxonomy places the organism in Eukaryota, Metazoa, Chordata, Actinopteri, Salmoniformes, Salmonidae.
AUGGGAGACAUCACUGGAUCAGGUCCCUCGGCCCACACGCCCCGUCGUGCCUGGGGCCUCAGGAAGGCCCUCAACUGGUCCAUCCCAGUCUCCAUAAAUCCGGAGACUCCUGGGCGCUACCAAGCCACGAUCUGUCUCUACCCCACCCAGCCUAGUUGUCUCCGUCUCCCAGGCUUGGAGCGCUCCACCCUGCCCUCCACCCCUGGUACCAGCGUCCUGGAGACCCGUUCUCCCCACCCACUGCCUGACAGCCCUCCACCCUGGUACCCAGCGUCCAGAGACCCCGUUCCCAGCUUCACUGGCCUGACAGCCUCCAGCCACUGGUACAGCGUCCUGGAGACCCCGUUCUCCCCACCCCACUGCCUGACAGCCCCCAACCCCUGGGGUUACCCCAGCGUCCAAGAGCCCCGUUCUCCACUGCCUGGACAGCCCUCCACACCUGGUAACCAGCGUCCCGGAGACCCCGUUCUCCCCCACCCAAGCUGCUGCAGCCCUCCACCCCUGGUACCAGCGGCCUGGAGACCCCGUGUCUCCCCACCACUGCUGACCCUCCACCCGCCAGCGCCGGCCCUUCUCCCACCCCUGCUGAACCCUCCACCUGACCGAGCGGCCCCGGGACCCGUUCUCCCCACCCACUGCACACUCCCGGUCACGCCGAGCUCGUUCCCACCCCUCCGACGUCUCACCUUGACAGCGUCCCGGGGAACAACCUCGUCUCCCCUCACUCUGAAGCCCUCCACCCUGGACGAGACGUCCUAA